AUGUACAGUAUAAAUAACACUCAUCUUAAUGAUCUUAAUACUACUGAUAAUAAUAGUACAACAGAUGUAAUCAGUAGUAGUGGUAAUUUAUUAUCUGAAUUCUAUUAUGAUGGGAAAUUUAUUAAUCAUCUACCAUCCAAGGAAUAUACAUCGUCAGCGUCAUGUUCUUCUACAUCAACUUCCUCAUUGACCAUAAUCCCAUCGACUACAGUGACAUGUUAUGGCGGAAUCACAUCAUCGUCAUCUUCAUCAUCAUCAUCAUCAUCAUCGGCAACAUCACCAUUAUGCCAUAAUAAUAAUACAACAGUCAGUAAUACAUCGGAUUAUGUUUCGUACAUUACUAGUCAUCUUCAUCAACCACAUGAUGAAUAUUUAAAUUAUCAUGAUGAAACUCAUCGAUAUUAUAUGAAUAAUAGUACUACUAAUAGUAAUAGUAAUAAUCUUAAUGAACAUGAAAAUUACUAUCAUCAACAAUAUGUACCAAUUAUUUCAACUGUACAUACUACUACUACUACUACUACUAAUGAUGACAAGGAUAAAAGUAGUAUUAGUACUACUAGUAGUACUAGUACAAGUUGUCCUCCACAUUCUACAACUACUAUUCAUCCUAAUAAUUAUUUCAAUGAAUUACAAAUUAUUUGUAUAUGUGAAACAUUACAACAACGUGGUGAUAUACAGCGUUUAGAAUUAUUUCUACAAACAUUACUCAAUAAUUAUUCACAUCAAACUAUACACUAUUUAGAAUGUAUUCAAGUAUCGCUAGCUUUGAUAGCUUAUUAUCAUGAAAAUUAUACUGAAUUGUAUCAAAUUAUAGAGAAUUAUAAUUUUUCCACAAAAUAUCAUAAUAAAUUACAAAAUCUUUGGUUACAUGCACAUUACGCGGAAGAGGAGAAAUUAAAAGGACGAAAACUUGGGGCUGUAGCAAAAUAUCGUAUUCGACGUAAAUACCCACUGCCCUACACAAUAUGGGAUGGUGAAGAGACAAGUUAUUGUUUUAAAGAGAAAUCUAGAAAUUUACUACGUGAAUGGUAUUAUCAAAAUCCUUAUCCAUCACCAAGAGAUAAGCGGAAAUUAGCUGAAAUCACUGGAUUAACUAUUACACAAGUAUCGAAUUGGUUUAAAAAUCGUCGACAACGUGAUCGUGCUACUGAUGUGUUAAUAAGUAGUACUAAUAGUACUAGUAGUACUAGUAGUACCACGAUGACAACGACAACAGCUGUAAUAAACACCCCAUCGUUGAUGACAAUCACAUCAACCACAAACACAAACGCAACAGUUAAAACACCAGUUUUAUCUCCUCCAUUAACUAUAUCAUCGACAACGUUGGAUAAUAAUACAACAAUGACAUUAUUGCCGACAUUGGUGACAGUGUCAACGAAUUUAUCCGGUUAUUCAUUGAACACAUUGAAUAUGAAUAACAAGCAUUCAUUAGAAAUGAUUGAACAAAAUGUGGAAAAUAAUCAGAAAAUCAAUAAGUAA
This is a messenger RNA of Schistosoma turkestanicum, 1479 nucleotides long. NCBI's taxonomy places the organism in Eukaryota, Metazoa, Platyhelminthes, Trematoda, Strigeidida, Schistosomatidae. The record is from the annotation of a GenBank genome assembly.